Westerdykella ornata is the source of this 4048-nucleotide messenger RNA. RefSeq lists its product as uncharacterized. The record is from RefSeq and is a predicted model, not a curated record. The coding region runs from base 1 to 3843 and encodes 1280 amino acids. NCBI's taxonomy places the organism in Eukaryota, Fungi, Ascomycota, Dothideomycetes, Pleosporales, Sporormiaceae. Gene Ontology annotation, molecular function: RNA binding; tRNA (guanine) methyltransferase activity. Gene Ontology annotation, biological process: tRNA methylation. The transcript has 2 exons.
AUGGAACAGAAUACACCUCGCAAUGUGAGCCUUCUCAGCAGUCUCAUAUCCACUGCCGAGUUUUCAGAGUCCGACCUCAUCUUGAGCGCAUUCGACGACGCUUCCAAGCUUGCCUGUUUCGAGCAGUUCUGGGCUCACCUUCAAUCAACCGGAGACAAUCAUCAGUUCGACGCCCUCAGACUAUGCAUUAGGUUACUUCCCCAAGGAGACCAAGAUGAUGCUGCAUACGUGAAGCUCUCCGAUUUCAUCUUGUCUACCAUAUCGAAGGCUUCCGCCCAAACUGAGCAACUGUAUAAGCUUUCCGGAUUGUGCCUUGGCAACUCUCGCCUUUCGGUUCACGUGUGUCGCAGCAUCCUCGACUUCCUCUCCACCGUCAUUAGAGCUACCCCUGCGGAUUUCCAGGACCAUGUUCAUCAGGAGCUUGAAACAGCUCAGGAACAGCAAACCACUAAAGCUGUAGCGUAUUUGAACUUUCUGAAGUGCUCGUAUUGGCAUCCUCCCGAUCAAUAUCACCACCUGACACCGGACUCUGUUUACGUUCUCUGUCAAUGCAUCGGCGUAGAAGGGUUAGACGACGCUGCGCAAGAUGCGUUGUCUGCUUUGCUCUCCCUCAUCCAGGAUUCCAGUGGUCGGAUACGGCUUCCAGCAGCGGCCGUUUCUACUAAUCAGACAUUCGAGACUGCGGAUUACAGAAAGGUUGUCAGCCAACAAUUAUGGAACCGAUAUGGAUAUCUCUCGGAUGAUUACUUCGCUUCGACUAGCAAAACUUUCAAAACUUGGUUUCAGUGGGUAUCUGUGGCAACGACCAUUGGUGUAGAGAUAGACGGAGUCUAUGAAUUUUUGUACUGGUCACGACUGCGCUCCGGACUCCUCUCGGGCUUUUCAGAACAGCGCAAGUACUGUCUUGGUAUACUCCAGCUCUCCCUGAGAAUGGCCACCCGCGACAUUCUGGAACCCCUGAUGACGUUUCAGGUCCAUCAACGAACUGAAUAUCAGCAGCAAUACGAAAAAUACUGCUCUUUAUUCGAGACGAUAGUGCUCGAUCGAUAUCAAAAUCAGAUACAGGCCUGUCUUCCGGACCUUACCAAAUUGCUUCAAGGAGGUUCUCUCAUCACUAUAGGAUGGAUCACAACCCUACUUUCGGCAGUAUUGAGCCCCAAAGUGCAAGACGGCGUCCGCAAACUUGUCGGCGCUUGGUACAUAGAGUUCGUCACGCACAACGCUUCCAGCUUCCAUAGUGUGACCGAAGAGCAUGAAUUCUUUGAUGAGAACUCUUACUUCUUGUUAGAGGGUUUUCUUCCAUGGGCGACGCAGGGCGCGCUGUUCACGUCCACACUAAUGGCCACACGCGAUUCGACCAUUUGCUCUCAUGGCGAGACUCUGUCGGAAGUCAUUGCGCGCUUCGUCACCUCAUCGUCAAAAUCCCGCCGAGCAGAAAUUUUACGUGGAAUUCUCCGCUUCAUCCUGGACAGAGGCGGAAGGAUAUUUCAAUACUCCGUCUUGUAUCUGCUCCAGGGCCUACUUCAGGGCUUUAAAUCCAAGUCAGCAGCCGUUGCACUCGACUCCACGGAUCUUGCCUUGAUUACCAGAGCCUCACGACUCCCGGGGCUACCAGAGAUCGCGGGCGAUAUAUGUACACUCUAUUGCGCUGAACUGUGCACCACGCUAUCCUCGUCGGCCUUACAUUCGUUGUCCACACCGAAAAAAAUCCCUGGCUAUGAUGUAUUAGAUGCGAAUUUGCAACAACUUCAUGGUCCGGCAAUAUCGUCGCGCGCAGAGGUCGGCGUCAGGAAGCUGCCUUCGCUGCAAGAAUUUCUGGAGCAUCUCGAGGCUUCCCACCACAAGAGCAUCAAGGACGACCUCUUUGCUCCAGUUUGCGAUGAUAUAAUUCACCUCCUAAACAACGCUCCACCUGGCUCUGUGCCAUACGCGGAGCUAUUUCGCGCAUUGGAAGCGCUAUGGGAUGAGGCAGACAGACAAGAGUAUCGACGCCCUGUUGCUGUGGCAAUCCCGCCUCUCUUUUUCCACCCAUCCUGUGUGGAUGUCUGUAUUGACCAUGUCACAUGCAGCAAAGGGUCAUUCGAAGAGGAUCCGCUCACCCAAUUGCUUACCAGAGUUCUACGACAUCUAGAAGAACUCUCAUACGGCAGGCCUUACCUUCUCUCAACAUUCAUAGACUCACUUCGCAAGGCAGUAUUUGCCAGACCUGAAAUCCUCUCUGUUCUCCCUUUCGAAGAUCUUCUUGUUCGUUUCGUAGCAUCGCCGCCACUCCCGAAAAAAGAGUUCCUUUUUGAAGUCGCGGCCGCUGAUAAGCUUCAAGCAUAUAUCGAGCACAGGAGCUAUAGUUCAUACUAUGGUCAGCGGGAGUGGCAUGCCUAUGCCUGCGUUGUGAGCCUCCUCAAUCUGUUUCCGGAAGGGCAGCUAGAUGUUGCGAAGCGUGUGUUUGACCGUGUGCUGGAGCCUUGGCGGACGCAGAAGAAGCCAGUGCCUAUCGUCAGCAAGUGGAAGAACACAUUCCAGCUCCAAGCUAUGCUUAUCCUCUCCGAGUCGUGUAUCACUGAAGCCGAAGCCGAGUGGUACCUCGAAUCCUUCAUGCAUGCGCUGGAGCUGGAGCAGUGGCCUCGAUAUCGCUUUCUGCUCGAGUGGAUCGUUUCGCGCAUCUACCAUAAGUUCUCCCAUUUGACCGAACGAAUCUUGCCUAAUCUCGCGAAGCUGGACGACACUAAGCCCAUUCAGAUCGCCUCGCUCAUGAAGUUGGCGGUCCUUGCAGCACAGUUUUUGAAGUCAUAUGAAUUCACACUUGAUUUCAUGACACAGCUGAUCCCUUUCUCGGCCAGCCCAAAGGUACACAUCCGACAUGAAGCACAUUGGUCAUUCCCUAUCAUGUGGGAGCUGGCGGAGCAGCACAAGUGGUGGCAAAUCGUCCAGAAUCCUGCUUUCAGAGCGCUGAACAACUUCAUCCGAGGGCUCGACAAGUUCAGUAGACCUCCUUCCACCAUCCGAACUCUGAAGCUCGAUGUGGUUCAUGACUUCACCUUGGUCGGCAUUUUCGAGGGAGAUUACCUGACCAUCGAGACUCCAGAGCGUUAUCUAGUAAACCGGAAUGACUUCGAUAACCUCUGGCAGGAAGACUCGAACGGCUUGUGGACUACUCUUCCUCUCCGUGUACCACUGGGCUCGCCGAAGGCACAAUCCACUACUGAGGCAGCCAUACCCAUCGCCUCAGACCCUGACACUACUAAAGAAUACUCCACACCAGCUCUCGCCCCGCUCCAAACAAAAUCCGGCUUUGACCUAGAGUCCCUCCUCCCUCCACAGGGCCCACCAACAGGCACCCCGAAACGUCCCGCCUCCGUCAUCCUCGUUGCCUCACUCAUCGACAACCCAACCAAUCUCGGAGGCCUGAGCCGCAUCUCGGAGAGUUUCGGUCUCGAGGCUCUGUGCAUUGAUUCCCUGGGACACAUGGCGAGCAAAGAUUUCCAGGCCACGGCCGUGACAUCGCAUAAACAUCUGCCGAUUCACGAGUUGAAGGUCCACGAUGUACCUGCGUAUCUGAUCGAGAUGAAGAGGGUGGGAUAUGAGGUUGUGGGGAUUGAGCAGACGGACCGAUCGGGGAUGCUCGGACAAGAGGAAGGUACUGGGAAGGGGGGCGUGGGCACGUUACCGGAGAAAUGUGUGCUUGUUUUGGGGAGCGAGAAGGGCGGGAUUUCGGCAGAGGUGCUGGCGGUGGUGGAUCGGUGUGUGGAGAUUCGGACGGUGGGAGUGACGAGGAGCUUGAAUGUGCAGACUGCUGGGGGGAUUGCGGUUUAUGAGUGGUGGAGGGAGUGGGGGAAGGGCAGAUGAAGAGGCAGGGCUAAGAAGGACCUGGGAAAUGGGAUAGUGUGGGUGGUGGUGAAACGUACCGAUAGGUGACUUUUGGCAUUACUGCCGAGGUCUGUCUGCAACACUGGGGUGAGAUCUGACGUUGAUGUUGAAUAAAAGUGCUAGUUUGUUUUUCAAUAUUGCAUCGGAGUCGUUCUCCUGAGCUAUUGCGACGAUUUGGAUGGUU